This is a messenger RNA of Populus nigra (black poplar), 864 nucleotides long. Its product is annotated as LOB domain-containing protein 29-like. The record is from RefSeq and is a predicted model, not a curated record. Bases 1 to 864 code for a protein of 287 amino acids. Lineage: Eukaryota; Viridiplantae; Streptophyta; Magnoliopsida; Malpighiales; Salicaceae. The transcript is spliced from 2 exons.
AUGACCAACAUUUCAAGGACUGGUAACAGCACCACCCAAGCUUGUGCAGCUUGCAAAUACCAACGCAGGAAGUGCGCCCCUGACUGCAUUUUGGCCCCUUAUUUCCCUCACAAUCGCCAAAGACAAUUCCUCAAUGCCCAUAAAUUGUUUGGUGUGAGCAAUAUUAGCAAGAUCAUCAAGAACCUUAACCCUCCUGAGAAGGAUGAAGCUAUGCGUACCAUCAUUUUUCAAUCAGAUGUACGAGCAAAUGAUCCUGUCGGAGGCUGUUAUCGAAUGAUACGAGAGCUUCAACGUCAAAUCGAAUAUACUAGGGCUGAACUUGAUAUUACUCUUCAUCAACUGGCUUUAUAUCGUGCACAAGCAGCAGCUCAACAACAAACUCAAUUGAUCCAAACCGCUGCGGCAGCAGCAGCAGGCCCUGAUCAUCAGACCGAUCAUGAUGAUUCAACACGGCUUGAUUGCGAAAAUAUCAUUAUUACAGAUACAUUUGACAUGUAUGAUACAGUUGUGAUGCAAUAUCAUGAUCAGUACCCACAAUCACAUCAAGAUCAACAAGAAUUUGUUAUUUAUAAUCAAGCACAUUUACAAGAAGAUCAUGCAAAUCCAAAUGCAUGGGCAGCGGUGCCAGUGCAGGAUAUUAAUCCUUGCUUGUCAAUAUCAUCAGCAACUUAUUUAGAUGAUUUUAAUCAAGCUAAUUAUAAUGAUCCACGUGCCCAAUACUCUUAUCAUGGUAAUGAUCAAUGUAUUAUGCAUGGUAAUAUGAAGCCCCUUCUUGAUGUACGGAACGUCAACUUUGAGCCUGAUCGGGAUUCAUUAGUUGAUACAAGAUUUGUACCGUCGACGCAGUUGCUUAUAUCAUCGUAG